CCGGUUUAAGAAUCGUGUUAUUGUUUACUAUCAACAGUUGAUCAUUCAGCAUCCUUUAGUUACAUAAUUCACAUAUUAAUUAAUUUGUUUACUUCCGUGUUUAUCUGUUAAUAUGAUUGUUGAUUAUGACCGUGACAUCGAUUUAUUUUUAAAUCACUAGGUCCAAAUUAAUCUCUUACUGGUAGCACAAAUAUUUAAAACAAGCAUACUAUGCUGAGCGAAUAAUGAAAUUUUAUUAUUAGGGUAUUUGAUUUCUUAAAGAUUAUCUUUUUUUCUCUCUAUAAUUAUGACAAGAAAAUUUUGUAACUUUUAUGCAGAAUAUAUAAGUAAUAAAAGGUUUCUUUAUAUUUUGAGUUAGAUUUGAUGACAGAAACAAUCACAUAUUUAUAGAAACAUAUUUAUACCUACGUACAGUUAGUUCAACCGCUCUAAGAUCAUGACUGCUAGCAAUGUUAUGAAGAAUACAAAUGACUGUUAUAAAUUUUCAAAUGGCAAUGAACUUGCUUUUUUAUCUUCAGCUAAAAUUAGACACAUAUGACAGUUCCUUUUCACCAUCUUAUACUAAUCUAUGAUACUCAUUAACUAUGGACAUUUCAAGUUCAUUCACUGCAUCUGUAAGCUCUACAUCUUCUUGUAAGCCUAAAUUAACCAUAGAAGGAGAGUUAAAAGACAGUCUUCGUUUUCGUUAUAAGAGCGAAAAAGGCUGUCAUGGGGGAUUAAAACCAGUUAUCAAAUUGCAUGGAUAUAAAAGUUAUAAUGAUAUAUGGAUUAAAGCUACACUGUAUACUAGUGGAAUUAAUCCAACUCUACAUUGUUUGGAACUUGAGGGGAAGGAUUGUAAGGAUGGAGUUGGUUGGAAACAACUUUCUAAGGAUUUUACAGCCAGAUUUGAUUCUCUGGCAAUUUGUAUAAAAAAGAGGGAUGAACUGGUUGAUUUAUUGAAAGAAAAAGUAGCACAAAAUUUAAAGAAAAAGAAAUUACAAUAUGAUGUGAAGGAUUUAGUAAAAGAAGUUCGAGAAAGAAUGAAAACAUUAAAUUUAAAUAGUGGCAUACUUUGCUUUGAAGCAUUUUAUUGCAAAGAUGAACGUCAGCCUGUAUGUCAAAAAAUCUUAUCACAACCUAUUUAUAAUCAAAAAGCUGGGGUUUCUGAAGAUUUGAGAAUAAGACAAUUAUCGAAGUGUUCUGGAUUAACAAAAGGAAAUGAAGAUAUUAUUUUGUUGUGUGACAAAGUCCACAAAGAUGAUGUUGAAGUUAUUUUCUCCUGUCUGUGCGUGGAUUGGAGUGCAAGAGCACACUUAAACCCUGCUGACUUCCAUUACCAGUUUGCUAUUCCCAUCAAAACACCAAGAUUUCCAAAAAAUUAUGAACAAGAAGUAUCAAUAAAAUUAUGUAGAAAAUCUGAUGGGAAAACUGGAGUGCCAAUGAAAUUUCGUUAUAUGCCAUGUGAUGAUUAUGAUGCAGAUUUACCUUUGAAGCAAAAACAACCAAACCCAUCUGAUUGUAUUUCCAUGCCAAUGUCAGCAAUAAAGCGUGAACCAAGUAGUACACCAGAUGUUCAUAACCCAAAUUUUCAAGAUUUGAAUGGUCUUAUAAAGUUCCUUAAAACUUAUAAUAAUUCAGAAUUUGAUGCACCUGAAAUUGAAGAAACUGAAUAUAGAUUGCCACUUGUAACCCCAGAAAGUUUCCUACGCCAAGCAGAACCUGCCGCUCAGAAAGAGUAUGCAAAUCAGGAAUGGAGAAAUACUAGCUGUCCUGAAAUUAAGUCAGUUCAAAUACUAAGAUCCCAUAUAAUCAAUUUUCUCGGGGAAGGCAAAGCAUUUUUAAAAUAUUUGCCUGCUCUAUUAUCCAUGAAAGAUGAAAAUGGAAACUCGCUGCUUCAUGUGGUGGUAGCUGAAAAAAGUGAAAACUUACAUUUGCUUGUAAAAAUCAUAAAAGCAGCUCCAAUUGGUCUCAUAAAUCAAACUAAUGAUGCAAAAAUGACUCCACUGCAUGUAGCUGUCAGUAAAGGACUCUGGAAAGUAGUGAGAAUUCUUCUGAUGGCUGGUGCUAAUCCUGAUAUUAAAGACACAAAUGGAAAUACUUGCACACACUUAGCUGCAAUGCACAAUUUUCCAUGGUGUUUAAGUGAAAUUUUGCUUCCCUUACUAGUAAAAGAUAAGAAAAGAAAACAUCUUCCAAAUGUAAAUCUUUUGAAUAACGAGGGUUUCUCACCGUUGCAGCUAGCAGUCAAAAAGGAGUCUCAAAUAUGUGUUAAACUUCUUAUUCAAGCUAAGGCAAAUCUGAAUAUUUUUGAUGAGAAAAGUUGUUCAACUCCACUUCUAUUAUCAAAUUUAUUGCGUUUUCAGAAUCCUGUUCUACCUCAGCCAUCAGUGUCUAACACAAUCGGUGGAGCAAAAAUUAUUCAAGGUUUUGUACCAACGAUACCUUUCACACCAUCUCAAGCUACUAUUUUACCAAAUAAGGCUGUUGGGGAAGUUACACCUUCCAAUUUACUUGCGAAAGGGGAACUUUUCUUAGAUUGUGAAGAAGAAACUUUAAGUGCUGCACAGUUAUCUGCAAACGACACAGACUGGAAUGCAUUUACCAAAGAGGUUGAAAAUGUGACUAUUUCUUCAGUUCUCAACACUUCUCAGGCACAAGAACCUUCAUCAAACCAGACAAUAACUAUUAUAAGUCCCGAAAAGUUAGGCCCCCCGAAAACCAUUUUACCAAAGCCUUUAAAUUUCCAAUCUGGGGGGCCCGUCACUAUACCUGCAAGUUCGUUGAACCAGCAUUUAAUAAAAUUUAAUCCAUUUCCAAAUUCACCUGCUCCUUCCAACAAAACCUACGCACUUAAAAUUCCAGAGAUUGAAAAGGGUAGUUUGUCACAAUCUACUUCAAAUUCAGGACCUCGGUUCAUUAAGAUUGUACCACCACAAUCAGCAGCGCAAACUGCUACAACAUCUAAAUUUACAGGUGCACCACAGAUUCUGCGACUUAGAACUGAAAAUUCUACUGGAAACAUUCAAAUUGUUAAUCCACCAACUGGCGUAAUGCCUCAGAUUAUAAAAAUAGGCAACCAAACUUUACAGCUUAUUUCAGCUACUGUAGGCCAGCAGAAAGUCGUCACUGUGAACGAAACAGCUAAAAUACCUGUAGGAGUCCCUGCAUCUGGAUUUGCUACAGUAGCAAACAAUCAACCGGUUGUUGAAAGUUCAUCUCUACUGGGAGGUGACGUUUUAAUGAAUUUCAAUGACAAUGAUGUGCCAUCUUUACCAUCAUUUUUGCAGACAAAUACAUCUAACGAAACAGCGAUUCCGAUGAGGUUAGAAAAAGCAGAUGAAUCUGCUGAUAGGAUGACCCCUAAGGGUGAAGUAAUUUUACCUCUUUUGCCAAAAGAUAAGGCAGGAGAGACAGAGUCAAUAUUAUCAGAUAGUGUACUGUUGUCUGCAUCUUCGCCGUCUCCUUCAGGUAAUGAAGAAGAAGAAAUUGUGGUUGAUGUUGAUCUGAGUAAUGUGACGACUGUGUAUGAUGAUGAGUCUAUACCCAAUUCAGCAAGUUCUGAGCAAAAUACUGUGAUAAAUAUCCCGGUUCAAUGCAAUAACGCUGAUUCCAUAAAUUCCACUGGUCUCUGCACAGACUUCAGGCCUGCUAUAAAAUUUGACUCAGUUGAUGAACUAAGAAGUUUAAAGCCUUCUACAGUGGUAACAUUGGAUCGAGCGACAUUUGCUGAACUCCUCUCUGACUUCAAAGAAAUCGACUCUUUCCCAAAGUUCGCUGAACAGAAUGCCGAAAUAAGCGAAAUACAUCUAACCAGUUUUGAUGGCACUAUAGCUGCUGUGAAAACUGUAGAAAGUACAAAACAAACUGAGUCUAAUUUGAUAUGUGAUGCUCUGAAUUCCAAUUUAAUGAAAAAGGAUGGUUUCACAGAUUUUGGAAUAUACCUUCAGCCCUUUCUAGUAAUACCUGAAACUUCAGAAAAUACUUCUCUUGAUUAUGAUAAUAAUUCUGAUACUUCAACUUCAGCUCUUAGUUUGACUUAUACUCAAUCUCCUAUUAUAACUGAUAAAAAUUUUAACCAUUUAUCACGUGGGUUCGAAAUUUCGUUGGGGCUUGAACAAGCUGCUUUAUCUUCACCUGUAAUUGUGUUUCCUUCCCAAUCUGCUGAUAUCCCUGAAAUUUUGACGUCUUCCCUAUUUACUGACAUCCCAGAAAUUUUGACUUCUUCCCAAUCUCUUAUAAUCCCUGAAAUUUUUACUUCUUCCCAAUCUUUUAUUACCCCUGAUAUAAUUUUCAAUCAGUCAUCUCAAGGAUUUGAGACUUCUGUUGAGCUUGAACAAGUGAUCUCAACUUCACCUGAAACUUUGACUUCUCCUCAAUCUGCUGUUACCACUGAUAUAAAUUUUGAUCAGUCAUCACAAGAAUUUGAGACUUCUGUUGAGCUGGAGCAAGUGGCCUCAACUUCAGCUGAAACUUUGACUUCUCCUCAAUCUGCUGUUACCACUGAUGUAAAUUUUGAUCAGUUAUUGCAAGGGUUUGAGGCUUCUUAUGAUUCUCAGUCAGAAAAGUUAGCCCACUGCCAGAGUCCUGUAUCUCAGCCCGCAGCCUGGUGUUCCGAAGAUGCAGGGGUUGAAACUUCACAAAAUGUAAACUUUUUAAAAUGUGUUAAUGAUGAUGUUAGGAAGGGUAAAAAGGAAGACCCGUGUGAUCGCGGAGCCAUUAAGUUUAGGUGUAGACUGUGUCUAAAAGACGGCUUUUAUUCUGCUUAUAAUGUAAAGCGCCAUUGUAAAAAUGUGCAUAAAAUAGAUGUGAUUAAAAGUUGUCUAUUUGAACCUUAUAUACCUGGCCAUCAAGGUGAAAGUUCAUCUUUUGAAACUGCUUUACCUUCAAUGCUGAAAAACGAAUCAUCUCAGGUCUAUCUUUCGCCAUCAAAUAUGUCUGAUCAAUACCAAAUUGAUCAGACUUAUUUGAUGGCAAGCAAUUAUCCAACUGAUUCAUCCGAAAAUCCUGAUUUUGUGUCACUGCAGGAAAACUUACAGAGUUCCUCGUCUGGUUAUGAUAGCUCUAAUGAUGAAAAUGAACAAGCAACUUUAACUCCAAGUGUAAGUUUGCCCACUAUCCAAUCUACAACUGACUUUAAUUUUAAUCAGGAAUCAUUGCUUAACGAUUGCCAAAGUGCAGUGACUACUCCUUGCAUUAUUAAAGUUUCUAAAAAGAAUGAAGUUUCUCAAAAUGUGAACCUCAAUAUGUCUUCUAAAAUUGAUUUAUCAUGUGGUAGGGAUAAUAAGACUGUUGAAAAAGGAAAAAGAGAGAAUAUAUUAAAUCGGAAAGAUUUUUGGUGUGAAGUAUGUAAAAAAAGUUUUUUGUCUGCGCAUACUUUAUUGAGCCAUUAUAAAAAUAAGCAUAAAAUUGAUGAUUCUGACCUUUCAUUUGGAUCUCUUUUAAAUCACCUACAGCAAAAAGAAAGUUCAUAUUUGAAAACUGCAUGUCUUCCAACGCAUGAUUCUGAAUCAUCUGAGUCUUUUUGUGAUUAUUCAAAAAAUCCAUCAAGUAUUUUAUAUUCACUACUCUCUUAUGAAAAUAAGACCCAUGAAAGUAGCUUACAAUAUUUGGAAGCUCCUAUUCUUAGCUCACAUAUUGAAAAGUUAAAUAAACAUGUAAGUGCAAUAUCAACAUCUUGGAGUCAUGAGUCUGUAAAUGAUGUACCUAGUGUUCCAUCUUUUAACAAGAUAAUUUCUGAUCACCCUGUUUAUCAUCAAGUUGCUGCUUCUACUGUGAACAAAGAAACUUCACAACAUAUUGAAAAAUUAGUUAAACAAGUAAGUUCAAUGUGUCAAUCGUCAUCGAGGAGUCAUGAAACUGAAAACGAUGUACCCAGUGUUCUAUCUUUUAAUAUGAUAACUUCUGAUCAGCUUGUACAUUGUCAAGUUGCUGCUUCUACCGUGAACAAUAAAAGUUCACCACAUAUUGAAAAAAUAGCUAAAGAAGUAAGUGCAAUAUCGCAAUCGACCUCGAGGAGUCAUGAAACUGACAACGAUGUACCAAGUGUACCAUCUUUAACUUCUGAACAGCUUAUAUGUUAUCAAGAUCCUGAGCUUGAUUUGUCCUGUGAUAGUAAAGAUAAAGGGAUAUUUAUUAAAGGAAAAAAUGUAGUUAUUAAUAAAGAUACAGACAAUUGGUGCAAAAUAUGCAAUACAUGUUUUUAUUCUCCCUAUAAUCUUAGGCGUCACUGCAGAAAUGUGCAUAAUAUGACUAUUCCUAAGGGUACUUCUGGCAAUCCAUUUGGACCUUUUCCAUGUGACCUUGACGAAAGUGUAGUUCCUCAAUCCACACUUCAGUAUAAUGAAAUUGAAAAUCAUGUACCUAGUGUUCAAUCUCCUAAUUUAGAAGCAUCUGAUCAAUUUCAGCAGGCCGUAGAUCAUCUAACUACUGAUUCUACUGAAAUCUUUUCUCAACAAGAUGAAAAUUCAGAAACGGUAAAAAUUGGUUCUAAAGAAUACCAGAGAGGUCAAGGGUCAUUCCAUGUAAAUGACAAGCAAGGAGGUGAAAACUCAGAAAUUAUAAAAAUUGGAUCUAACGAAUACAUAAGAGGAAACAGUAUAUCCAUCUUAAAAAAGGAUUUUCAUGCUCUGGAUAAUCAAUGUGAAGUACAAUUUAAUAGAGAAAGAAUGUUUAUUGAGUCUAAAAUGUCAAAAGAAAGUCCAAAGACUCCUGAGCUUCCGUCACCAACAACAGCUAAUCAGCCGCUUGAAAGUGGCUCUUUUUUACCUGUUAUUGUUGAUGUCAUGAGUGCAAAAGAUGGUGGCCAAGCAAUUUAUGCAUGUGAUGAAACAGCAAAGAGUUCUAAAAUGUCUAAUCCAAGCGCGAUUGAUGAUUCAGAAGUGGUUGAUGAUCCUAGCAAAAAAGUUAAAAAUCAAACUCUGAACAUUAUCCAGAAUGUGAAAGUAUCUAAAAAUGCUCCUUCAGUUCUACAGUCUUUUCCUAAAGUCAUGCACAAACAUUCUAUUUUCACUCUGCAAAAGUCUAUUCCGGUCAUUCCGGAAGGACAGGAAAUUUUUCCAGAUACUCGGAAUCUCUUUUCUCUUAAGACUCAUACGACUAGAAACAAAUUAGCAGUACAAAGUUUAAGAACCAGGCUGAAAGCUGAAGAUUAUAUAACAAAUUCAGUUUGGUGGCUUAUACAGAAUCAUUAUCUACCUAUGAAUCCACCUUGUACCUUAUGUGGAUCUAGGGAUUUUCUAAUAGAGCGUGACGAUAAAUUUCAUGAUAAAUAUUGUUGGAUUUGUAGAAAUGGAAAUUGCCUCGCAAGGGAACCUAUUAAGAGGCCGAAAUUCUUUGAGCGCUUCCAGCUCUUUACAUUGGAAGAUUUGUUACUGUUAACAUUUCACUGGGCGUGCCAGUCCGAUAUCGAAGAAAUAUUGGCAGACGUGUCUUUAGACGUUGAAACUAUCUGGAAUUAUUAUAAAGCUCUUCAAGAACUUUGUCAUAAUGCUGUGAUUAAGAGUGGCAAGAUAGGGACUUGCCCCAAAGCUAGAAUAGAGACAUCUGUAGUGAAGUUGGGGAACUAUUUUAUAUUGGGUGCUUUAGAAAGGUUCAAUCGUUUCACACGACUUCAAGUAAUUCCAGUCAACGAAGCAUUUGAAACUGAUAGGCACCUGAAACUGUUAGAAGAGUGGUUGAAUUAUAAUUCAGUUCUCAUAAGUGAAUCGAAAAUACCGGACGAGUUUUUAAGGAAUGUGUAUAAAGUCAGCUCUGAUCCUACUUUUACGGAUUCAAAAAGUAAUGGUUACCAUAUAAUGAACAUUUCAAGGUAUUUAGUGCGCAAUAUGAUAGGUAUAUUUGGAAAAGUAAAAGUUCAGUUUUUGCACCAACAAAUAGUACAAGGUUUUUUGAAUGAACUGAUGUGGAGAGACAGGAAUGGAAAAUUUUUUGAUCAAGCAUUCUGGAACAUACUUAUAGACAUUGGGAAGUUAGAUCGUGAGACGAUGGUGCAACCUAAUCCUGUAAUUGUAAAUAGAGGGAGGACUUUGGACAAUGAUUGUAGUCAUUUAAGCCCUGCGCUCGUUGCCCGAUGGGGGAGGGUAAAAACAACAGCAGCUGUUAAAGAAAAUGAAGACAUACCUUUCAUUGAUACUAUUCCAAAGAGUCUAGUUACUGAGAUAGAAAUUGAAGAGAAAGUGCCUGAAAAAACCUAUGAGAAAAGCUUCACACAAACUUCAAAUGCAGUGAAGAUAUCUCGAAUUUUACGAGAUAAUGGCUUUUUGAAUAUUUUAUUUCAGGAUUUGCCAGAGGUACCCGGUGGUGAACUUUUAGUAACUCCCAAAGUUUUAUUGGGGAUAAAAAUUGUUUUAAAUGACUCUCUAGACUUUCUUGAAAAAUAUAAGGCAGAAUCCAUAAGUUUGGGUCUUCGCCUGAGUGCUGAAGGUUUCAUAAACAGUCCAGUCCGGUGGUUAGUAAAGAAAGGAUUUAUUCGAAGCAAGGCACCUUGUUAUGUGUGUCAUAACACAUCAUUUUUGAGGGAUAACCCUAAAUACGAAGAUGGUUGUUCUUGGUUAUGUCAGUGGCCAAGUUGCAAGUUUGAGAACAUCUUCAAACGACCACAUUUUUACGCUCGUUUUCCUAUGCUGCCUAUAGCCCACAUGAAUGCUAUGGUUUAUCAUUGGACAGUACAUUCUGAGAUCUCACGCAUCACAUCUGAUGCACCCAUGGAAAUUUCUAAACUGCAGCACGUUUGGCGAUCAUUCCAAGUACUUUGUUCCACGUCUUUGAGGAGAAAAAAAGUGAGGCUUGGCGGUGAGGGUGAAAUGGUAGAAGUGGCCAUGGUGCAGUUUGGAAAAUUGUACAUUCUUGGUGCAAUGGAAAGAAGAACAAAGUAUACUUUAUUGCGAACAUUUUACGUUGAUCUCGGUGGACAGAUCCCAGUUUUCCUGAAAAUAUUGACCCAGUGGAUACUACCUUUAUCUUUUGUUAUUAUCAAUGCCACCAAAUAUGUUCAAAUGCCUCCUGAAUACAACAUAAUGGUUGCUAAUACUUCUAUUACUGACCCUAAUGAUAUUGGUUUCCAUGUCUUGAACAUAACAACAUAUUUGUUGCAACACGUAAGCUCCAUGUUUGGACAUUUGAAGGCUGAAGAUGUCAGAGCAGAAGUUAUGCAAAUUUAUUUAGAUGAACUGAUGUGGAGAGAACGUUACGGAAGAAUGCCCAGUGAAACAUUUUACAAUAUAUUAGGAGAUAUUUUUGAUUUGGAAACUAAAGAUAAACCUGUGGAUUUAAACAUAAAUAAUCAUUCUAGUUUGCAAAAGGAGAAUGUUUGCAUGUUUGACAAAUUGGCAGUCCGGUCAGAAAAAAAUGGGCCUUCGCAUGAAAGUAAAACUUGUGUAAAUGAUAAAACAACUGAAAUCCAAAUAGAUUUAACAAAGCUUCCUGAGUGCCGGGUUGUCCUGAAGCGUCUAUCAGAAGAAGUCUUAAAAUAUUAUGAUUGUUGGGGCUACUUGCGUAAUCGUUCAUCUCUUGCUGCAAAAGAAUUUGGUAGAACAUCAAGCUAUGAAAAAUUUCGUCAUGAUCCCUCUAGAAAAGUAUUUUACAAAUUCUGUGAGUCUAAAGUAAGUUGCAAAAAUCCAAAGACCUAUGGUAAAUGGCAAAACAUUUUUGAUGAAUCUCAGCCAAUGUCAGAACAGUCGCAUUCAAGGCUUCAAAGUUUUUCUAAGUCAGAAAGCUCCAGAAAACGAAGACGACAAUCCUCAAAUGAAGAUAGUGAUGUGGAUGGAGAUCUUAGAGACGAUGCAUCAUCACAUUCAAAUGACUCCCUAUUUAGUAUGUCUUCAAAUUCCAGUGUUUGUGAAGUUAGUGAAAUUCCUUACACUACAAGAUCUCAAAAGUUAGCUCAACCAGAUGUUGUAGUCAAAACAGAAAAAAUAGAACCAGAAGAAACAAGAAUAGAAAGUUUAGCUCAGAAAACUGUAAAGCAAAGGACUGUUUCACAGAGAAGUAUGCCACCAAGAAAUCUAAAACAAAGAACUGUAAUACCAAGAACUAUAACACCAAAUCUAGUGCAAAAGACAGAAAUUGUACCUAAAGAAGAUACAGAAAAAGAAUUAAUCUGUGUUGAGUGUGGGAAAAAUAUAUGUAUGGAUCAUUUUAUGAAGCAAUUUCUUUGUAUGGACUGUAAAAGAUCUGUGUAUACUACAUCUUGUUGCAAUUCAUUCAUGGAACAUAGGGGAUAUUUAUUAUUUGGUAAGCGGAUGCCUCGUAGGAACCAGACUGAUAAGGAGCAAUAUGGGCUGCACAAAGUCAUCACAUUGCAAGACUCUUAUUACUGUGCAUGUGGCUUUCACUCUAAUAUAGGUAACAAAUUAGCAACACACAUGGUGCACUGUGGGAAAUCAACUUGUUUUUAUCAUGCUGAAAUAUCUUAGCAUUUAUUUAAUACAGUAUUAGGGUACAAUUUUGUAAUAUAUGUAAAAAGUCUUUUGUAAAAAAAAAAAAAAAUGUAUAUUAUGCUGGGAACAGCUUCACACAUUUCAAUAUUUAAUAUUACAUCAUUAUUUGUUAAAGGCAAAUAAAAUAUUUAUUAUUUAUUCUUAAUUUGCAUAUUUAUUUCUUGUUGAUCUUCAAUACUACGUGGUUUUAGUUACAGAUCAUGCAUUCUCUGUUGUCUCUUCGUCAUUGUUAACUCUUAGGUCUUUGGGAAUAAAUAGAUGCUCAAAUGUUAAAAUAUUGAAUUAAUUGUGUUAGAAAUGGAGCUAACUAUCUUGUUAUCAUUAUUUCUGAAUUUAAAUUUUUCUUUAUCUUGUUGCUUUGAUAUUGUUUAUUUGAUAGAAAUAUGUGGAUGAAAACAAAAUCAAUUCAGGAUCAGUACAAGCUCUUUGGAAAGUCAUAACUAUUCAAACUGUUUUUAACGCCAUUAAAAAGUACUUUUAUUUUUGUCUCUCCAUGUUUGCAUGUUUGGCAUCCUUCAAACUUAGUUUCUUAGAUUUGAUGUAAAUUAAAAUAUAUGCAGUGCAAAAAAA
Messenger RNA from Parasteatoda tepidariorum (common house spider), 10988 nucleotides. RefSeq lists its product as uncharacterized. Gene Ontology annotation, cellular component: cytoplasm. Gene Ontology annotation, molecular function: DNA-binding transcription factor activity, RNA polymerase II-specific; RNA polymerase II cis-regulatory region sequence-specific DNA binding; protein binding. NCBI's taxonomy places the organism in Eukaryota, Metazoa, Arthropoda, Arachnida, Araneae, Theridiidae. Gene Ontology annotation, biological process: regulation of DNA-templated transcription. The record is from RefSeq and is a predicted model, not a curated record.